AUGCGAUGGCAUUCUCUUGAUGUCGGUUCGCUUCACUAUCCUUUACCAGGCGGAAAGAAUCCUGUUGUAGAAGCCCAUAUCAUCGCUAUCGACUCGCCUGAUCAUGUGGUGUCUCUAUCAAGGUCUACGGAGUUUUCGGUUGACUCUGUCUUGUUCGAGGUGGCUUGGACCACUUCCGAUAUGCUUCUCGUAAAGGAGAUGAGCAGAGAUGCGGUGAGAGGACAAGUGCUCAUGUUUAACUGGACACAGUUGGUUCCGAGUCGACCACAGCUCGAAGGGGAAGUAGUCCGUCAAGUAGAUCUCAAGCCAGGUUGGAUCGAGUGUGAACAAACGAUAUUUCCUCUGCCAUCGACGGUUCUAGGUCUUUCGGCAUAUCUGGACAUUGUGGAGGACCGUGAAGGGUACAAGCAUAUUGCAGUAUUCGAGUCUUCACGAUCCUCGGAACCCUACUUCAUAACCCAAGGCAAAUGGGAGGUUACGGGAAAGCUUCUUGGUGUGAACGAAGAACGUAAAACUGUUUACUUCCAGGCCCCCUACCCCACGUCUAUCCAGAGAAGCAUACUAUCGGCAAAUAUUAUCGAAAAACAGAAUAUUAUCGAAAAACAUGUCUCUGUAACACCGAUAGCUGAAGACGGCUACUACCGAGCCGAUUUUUCGCCAUCUUCAGAUUAUCAUCUGUUGAGUUACGAAGGACCAGGCAUUCCGUGGCAAAAAAUCAUGACCGCCGAUGGAGGUGAGAACUCUCGGGACAGAAAGUUUUCGUUCGAUGUCUCGCAGUUCUCUCAUCCCCGUUUCCUUGUACACACCGGGAGACAAUGA
Messenger RNA from Marasmius oreades (fairy-ring Marasmius), 819 nucleotides. RefSeq lists its product as uncharacterized. Gene Ontology annotation, molecular function: dipeptidyl-peptidase activity. The coding region runs from base 1 to 819 and encodes 272 amino acids. Gene Ontology annotation, biological process: proteolysis. The transcript is spliced from 3 exons. NCBI's taxonomy places the organism in Eukaryota, Fungi, Basidiomycota, Agaricomycetes, Agaricales, Marasmiaceae. The record is from RefSeq and is a predicted model, not a curated record.